Molecule: messenger RNA, 672 nt
Organism: Ostertagia ostertagi
Lineage: Eukaryota; Metazoa; Nematoda; Chromadorea; Rhabditida; Trichostrongylidae
Source: the annotation of a GenBank genome assembly
AUGGAAUUCAAAACUGCAGUCAUGUUGAUCAUUUUCUCAGCAUCUCGCUUCUGGUUUGACGAAUUGUCCUGUGCCAUUUGCUUGGAAUACAUUUUUCUCAUGGUUCUUGUUGCUGUUUGUGAUCCUUCGAACAUAGUCAGCGAGGGUAUCCAUCAACCUAUUGGUCCGUGCAAACAAAUGGAAGAUGUAAACACUCCUGCCGGUCUUGUUCUGCAGCGAGAAAAGUAUCUCUGUGCCACAAGAUACGAUGAGAAGUACUUCGACUUUCAUUGCGUUCCAAAUGGUAUUCCCAAACAGCAAGAUGAUGGUUCGGGAAGAUUGCUUCCUCUGGAAUAUUAUGCACUAUGUGGAACAGAUUUUGAGAACCGAGCUGAGUACAUAACUGUGAUCUGGGGAUGUUGUAUCCUGUUCGGUUUCUUCUUCUACGAAAUGGCUGCGUGCUCUGGUUCUACUCCGAUGGAUCCAGUCAAGGUACGUCGCCGUGUUAUACGCGAAUAUCAGCCGUUAUCAGAGGAACGCAACACUGAAACAGUUCAAACAUCACCGGAUUCGGACGACUGGGCUUAUCAGCGCGAGCCAUUAAUCAGUCCAAAGCGUGAUGAUACGAAGACAGCGACCGACUUGGAUUCCGUGCCUGUAAUUCCCGAGACAAUAAAGAAGAAAACGUGCUAA